Messenger RNA from Panthera uncia (snow leopard), 2578 nucleotides. It is a transcript of the gene MZF1, whose product is annotated as myeloid zinc finger 1. Gene Ontology annotation, biological process: regulation of transcription by RNA polymerase II. Gene Ontology annotation, cellular component: nucleus. NCBI's taxonomy places the organism in Eukaryota, Metazoa, Chordata, Mammalia, Carnivora, Felidae. The record is from RefSeq and is a predicted model, not a curated record. Gene Ontology annotation, molecular function: DNA-binding transcription factor activity, RNA polymerase II-specific; RNA polymerase II transcription regulatory region sequence-specific DNA binding.
GGGCUGAAUGCGUGGAGCAUUCUGGGAGACCUAGUCCGUCCGGGGAGGGGGAAGUCGGCGAUUGCGCAUGCUUAGGAGCGCGGAGCGGCCCGCUGAGCGUGGAGGGGAAGACACUGUCCUUGGAGCCCCCAGCCCAGUCUUUCCAAUGAGGCCUGCAGCACUAGGCUCCCCAGGUCACACAUCCUUGGAAGAUGAGCAACCUGUCAUGGUGAAGCUGGAGGACUCAGAUGAGCAGGGUGACGCUGCCCUGUGGGAUCCGGGCCCAGAGACUGCACGCCAGCGUUUUCGACACUUCCACUAUGAAGAGACAGUGGGUCCCCAAGAGGCCCUGGCCCAGCUCCGGGAACUAUGCCGCCAGUGGCUGCAGCCAGAGGUUCACUCCAAAGAGCAGAUGCUGGAGCUCCUGGUCCUAGAGCGGUUCCUGGGUGCACUGCCCCCUGAGAUCCAGGCCCGCGUGGAGGGACAGCGGCCAGGCAGCCCUGAAGAAGCAGCCGCCCUGGUCGAGGGGCUUCGCCAGGAGCCAGGAGGGCCCCGAAGAUGGGUCACAGUCCAAGUACAGGGUCAGGAAGUGCUAUCAGAGAAGAUGGAACCCUCCAACUUCCAGCCCCUCCUUCAAACCAAGCCACGGACUCCAGAACGUGGACCCGGGACACCAUCUGAAGCCACACACGAGUCACCGCUGGGCCUUCAGGUGAAAGAGGAGCCCAUGGUUACAGAGGACCCAGAGCUUCUGGAUUCUGGGCCUCUAGCCAAUCCCCAGGAAGCCACUUCCACUCUCCUGCCUAAAGAGGCCCAGGAUUGUGAGAUAGUGCUGGACCAGGCCUCUCCCCGCAGCGAGACUGGGCUUGAGGGGCCUUCGUGGAGGGAGCAUCCUGGGGCCCUGUGGCAGGAGGAAGCUGGGGGCAUCUUUCCUCCAGGGUUUGCACUCCAGAUGGAAAGUGUCUCUGCUGGCCCAGGCACUGUGAGCCCCCACCUCCAUAUCCCCUGGGACCUCCGCAUGGUGGGCCUCACGGACCAACUCCGGUCACCCUCCCAUGAAAGUGGCUUCUCACGUGCGCUCCUGCUCCCCAGUGGCCCAGGAGGUGAGCAGAACCCCACAAAUGAGGGUUCCUGCCAGCUUAUGAGCCCUAUGCUAGGCACAGCCCGCUGGCGUGCUCCCAGGGGCCGGGGCCGGGGCCGGCCCAGCACGGACCCCGGGGCAGGGAGAGGUGGCCACUGUGACGUGUGCGGGAAGGUGUUCAGCCAACGCAGUAACCUACUGAGGCACCAGAAAAUACACACGGGAGAGCGGCCAUUCGUGUGCAACGAGUGUGGCCGGAGCUUCAGCCGAAGUUCGCACCUUCUGCGCCAUCAACUCACACACACUGAGGAGCGGCCAUUUGUGUGCAGCGACUGCGGCCAGGGCUUCGUGCGCAGCACCCGCCUGGAGGAGCACCGGCGUGUGCACACAGGCGAGCAGCCUUUCCACUGUGCGGAGUGCGGCCAGAGCUUCCGACAGCGCUCCAACCUGUUGCAGCACCAGCGCAUCCACGGCGACCCCCCCGGCCCUGGCGCUGCACCCGCUGCACCUCCCGGUGCGCCUGAGCCCCCAGGGCCUUUCCCCUGCAGCGAGUGUCGCGAGAGCUUCGCGCGGCGCGCUGUACUACUAGAACACCAGGCAGUGCACACAGGUGACAAAUCCUUUGGCUGCGUGGAGUGUGGUGAGCGCUUCGGUCGCCGCUCAGUGCUGCUGCAGCACCGGCGAGUACACAGUGGUGAGCGGCCCUUCGCCUGCGCCGAGUGCGGCCAGAGCUUCCGACAACGUUCCAACCUUACACAACACCGUCGUAUCCACACCGGCGAGCGGCCUUUCGCCUGCGCCGAGUGUGGCAAGGCGUUCCGCCAGCGGCCCACGCUCACACAGCACCUGCGCGUGCACACAGGCGAGAAACCCUUUGCCUGCCCCGAGUGUGGCCAACGCUUCAGCCAGCGUCUGAAGCUCACGCGCCACCAGCGGACGCACACUGGGGAGAAACCCUACCACUGUAGUGAGUGCGGCCUGGGCUUCACGCAGGUUUCCCGGCUCACCGAGCACCAGCGUAUCCACACGGGUGAGCGGCCCUUUGCCUGUCCUGAUUGCGGCCAGAGCUUCCGGCAGCACGCCAAUCUCACACAACACCGGCGCAUCCACACAGGCGAGCGGCCCUACGUGUGCCCGGAGUGCGGCAAGGCAUUCCGCCAGAGGCCCACGCUCACACAGCACCUGCGUACCCACCGGCGCGAGAAGCCCUUUGCCUGCCAGGACUGUGGCCGCCGCUUCCACCAGAGCACUAAGCUUAUCCAGCACCAGCGCAUCCACAGUGCCGAGUAACCAGCGCUCACGGUACCCUUCCUCUACGUCCCUCUCUUUUGGCCUUUUGUUGGGGGGAAGUGUGUGUGUGUGUGUGUGUGUGUGUGUGUGUGUGUGUGUACGCACGCCCACGCAGAACACUUACCUCACAGGGUUGUUGUGAGGGCUGUGAUCAAGCUUAGGUACGGGCAGGUCCACCCAGGACCUGGAUCCCCAGUAGGUGCUCAAUAAACAACAGACAGAACCUGG